AGAGUUUGGCACAUAUACAUGCACACACAAAACCGCGCACGUAACUCCGUGGUUCAACUGAAAGUCUGAAUUAUCUCUGAUUGUUGCAUCGUUUUGCCGGAUAAAUCUCGAAAACUGGGAGCCAGAAAUCAUGCCUUAUUAUGGUGGUUACGACGGCGAGUCGCCAGGAAACGAAUGGGUGAAAACUGCUUCGGGUUGGAAGAAACUGAUCGCCUUGCGGGAAAAUUUGCACAGACACAUCAAGCGGAUCGCCCGCGAAAGAUUCCAGAAUUCCUGCAAGGAGUGGCCGUCGGGCGAGGGGACAAGCUCAGGGACCGGUUCCCAUCAUCAGGAACCAGCUAGGGAUGAUGUCACAAUCUUGGCACUGAGCCAAGACUGUGAUGCAGUCGUUAAACAAGCGGAGGAGGAGAUCAGCCAAGAGCUGAGGCAGAAAUAUGAAGAGUUUGAUAAGCCACAAGCAUCCUUUGCGAUGAUUUCCCGAUCCGUUGGGGGCAGAGGCAACUACUUCACCCUCGGUGAGAUCAUCAGCAAGUUGGACUUUGCCAGCGGCGUGGAAGAUCGGAGACGAUUCAAUUACGUCUGCAGGAUUCUGGAACUGAUCGUUACCACAAGAUUCACCUCCCUGAGCGGUCUCGCUCAGAAGAACCUCUUCUAUGUCAUUGAGGAGACACUGCAUGUCGUCAUGAAGAACCAGCACAACACUGGCCAGCUGAGACGCAUCCUUUGCGGGGCCAUCGUUGCCAUGAACAAAAGUCGCUCCAGUCAUAUCGGUUGCCCGGCAACCUGGAAUAACCGAAUGGGCUUGCUGCAAUGCUGGCUGGAAAAACUCAACAGCAUCAAAAUCACGGAAAGAGAAGAGGAUGGAGAGAUGAUGUUGUUGGAUCUCCCGGAUGAGGUACUUGGUCGCAUCUUGCAUCAUCUCAACGAUGCCAGGGACAUCAUUAACGUCGACAAGAGCUGUUAUCAUCUGCACCUGCUGGCUACUCAUAACCUGCUCUGGAGAAACCUCUGCCUGUCUCACUUCACAGAGUAUCAGAUCACCAAACUGUGCCCUGUGGAUGACUAUGAGACAGACUGGAAAGGAGUCUACAGGAAACUGUACAAGAGGCAUCCUGCCAAGGAGGUGUACGCUGACGUGCUGCAGAUAUGCGGAUUCUGUAACUGUCUCUUCUGGAUGAAUGGUGGACACCCAUGCACUAAGGAGCUUCUGCCCCCGGACGACACCAGCCUACAGGACAGACCGGAGCUGACUGUCAACAUCAACCUCAGCCCACAGCAGUUCCUAGACCUCUUCCCAUCUCCUCACUUGAUUAAAUAAGGAACUGAAGAGGGAGCAAAGAUUACUUACAUUUGUGUUCUUGCACUAUCCAAGUUAUCUUUCAUAUUUAAUUUCAUAGCUUAUUUGUAAAGGUUCAGUAUAUAAUAUGGUACCUCAGAUGAAUUAACUUAUUCAAUCAUGCUGAAUGCAUCACAAGUAAAGACUAGUUGAUUGGGUCUUUAUCAGUUCCUGUUUAUUAGAGAUUCUUAACAUCCAUCAAAAUUUGGGGUAAUUCUCUAUAAUUAGAUGUUCAUUUAACAGUGUAAUUUUUUUUGUAAACCUCCGUGUCUCUCUUUGUUAUGUACAAAAAGUGCUUUGUUUAUUCGAAAAGAGUAUUUAUUUUUCAAAAGAAAUUUUGUUUAUUGACUUGCAAUGAACAGUUUAAAGACGUUUCUGAUUAGGAUGCAGCAGGCUUAAAUUAAAAAUAUUGUUCUUGUAGGGGCAUGUUAGUAGCAUUUAUGAACGGAGUAUUUCACUCAUAAAAAAAUUAUGAAAUCUUGUGUGUUUUCAAACACAUUUUAUUUGGAUUGUUUCAAUUAACUUGUGAAUUCAGAAGUAGAAAGCAAUUUUCGUGCUGGUGUUUUGUAGAUAACUAAAUGUGUGUGAUAUUUUAAAUGUACAUAGCUUAAACUCAAGGAUGCAUGAGUUCAACAUAUUUUUAUGCGACUUCAGAGGAGACUAUCAAAAGGAAAAUGUAUCUGUAUGAAUUGAGACGAUAUUGUAAACAUUUAUGAUGUGAAUU
Molecule: messenger RNA, 2060 nt
Organism: Patiria miniata (bat star)
Lineage: Eukaryota; Metazoa; Echinodermata; Asteroidea; Valvatida; Asterinidae
Product: F-box only protein 32-like
Exons: 9
Coding region: 131-1318 (395 amino acids)
Biological process (GO): protein ubiquitination
Cellular component (GO): cytoplasm; nucleus; SCF ubiquitin ligase complex
Molecular function (GO): protein binding
Source: RefSeq, a predicted model, not a curated record